Messenger RNA from Heterocephalus glaber (naked mole-rat), 1082 nucleotides. The record is from RefSeq and is a predicted model, not a curated record. NCBI's taxonomy places the organism in Eukaryota, Metazoa, Chordata, Mammalia, Rodentia, Bathyergidae.
AUGUGGAUCUUCAUGUUGGGCCUGGACGCAGCCUGCAAGACAACCAUCCUGUACAAGGUGAACCUGGGCCCAUCAGUGACCACCAUCCCCACAGUGGGUUUCCACACAGAGAGUGUGACUAACAAAGAGUUCAACACAUGGGAUGUGGGGGUAAAUGGACGAGACAAGGCAAAAACGCUCUGGAGGCUUUACUACUGCUGGACCCUUAUCUUUCUAGUGGACUGCGCCCACCAAGACCACAUGGAGGCGGCCCGCCAGGAGCUGCACCACAUUAUCAAUGACCAGGAGGUGAGGGACGCCAUUAUCCUCGACUUUGCCAACAAGCAGGACCUGCCAGAUGCCACGAACCCGCUGCAGAUCCAGGAGAAACUGGUCCUGAUGGGGAUUCUGCACAGGAACUGGUUUGUGUGACCUUCCUGUGUUGACUCCAGGGAUGGACUUCAAGAGGACCUCACAGGGUUAGCCUCUAACUGCAAAUCCUAAAGAGCGUUCUCCACCCAUCCCCCACCCCCAAGGAGAGAAAUUACAACACCUUCAUAGUAUUAUCACCGCUUUUAUCACCUCCUUCAAUUACCAUUUUCUCUUCUUUUGAAUUUGAACUCUAGAUUUAGGGUUCUAUGGUUGGAGUGGCAGGGUUGUUUUUUUGGGGGGGUGGGGUUGCAUUAGGAUGCUCUGAUCUGACAUUUGACAUGAACACAGUGCUUCAUGCUCUUGUGGCCCUCCAACAACUGGGGUGGGGGAGAUAGCAUUUCUUGAUAAAGUCCUUUGUAAUGCUUUGAUUUUUAAUUUCUAGAACCUCCCCCUUUUUUUUCUCAGUGUAUGUUUCUUCCCUUUUGGCCGAGUUUCUUGUCACUUGCUGAAGAUGGUUAUUUUGCAUCCAUACAAACUAUGUUGCAAGUCUGUUUCAUCUGAUAAACUAAAACUUAUUGCUUAAUGAAGAUAAAAAAGACAUUUGAAGAUAAACAAAACCUGAAUGAGUCUGCUGCCAUGAGAACUGCCAUACAAAAGACACUAAUGGAAAUCAUUCAUUGUCAAAUGAAAGGACAUUGAACAGUAAUUGGAAGCCACAUGAGAAAUAAAGA